Seriola dumerili (greater amberjack) is the source of this 992-nucleotide messenger RNA. RefSeq lists its product as uncharacterized. The coding region runs from base 79 to 831 and encodes 250 amino acids. The transcript is spliced from 5 exons. NCBI's taxonomy places the organism in Eukaryota, Metazoa, Chordata, Actinopteri, Carangiformes, Carangidae. The record is from RefSeq and is a predicted model, not a curated record.
UUCGGAGAGCUGCGUUGGUCGUCUUUGUAGAACAGCGUCCUGUACUUUGCUGGCACCACUUAAGAUCUCUCAGCGAGUAUGGAUGGAUGGAAACAGCUGUUUGUUCUGCUUCUGCCCGUGUGUGCGUGUGUUGACAGCAGAGUGAGUGUUGUGAAAACCGUCGGCAGAGACCCAGACAUCACUCCUGUGUGCACCAGUGCAAAGUUAGGUGUCAUUAUAUUAGUGAAAUGUAUGAUCAACACAGAGACACACCGGGGGGAUGAGUGUUGCCUGCUGUAUACAGGUGACAAGCAGUCUGACUAUAAAUGCGACUCAAGGUUCAUGUUGCUAAGCAAGAAUUAUUCUAUAUUUAUCCUACUAAAUAAUUUAACACCGACGGACAGUGGGAAUUACACCUGUGAGUGUUCAUAUAAAAGAGGAACACAUGUUGUCCAUCUUAAUAUCACUGUUGAAGCAGGUGGAGAGGAGGGAACUUUCUCUGGCAUGAGGUUCAUUGCCUCACUCGUCAUCGCCAUUAUCAUUCUUGCCAUGUUCAUCAUUAUGGCUGGGAUCAUCUGUGAUCAGACCCAGAGAGGAAAUCAUCACAGAGAAAACACAAGAUCAGGAGCAUCUGCACUAACCAGAUCUGAAACUCCCUUCUCUUUGGACCAAGAUGAUCUCUAUGCGAGCCUUCAGCUGCCAGCCAGUGAUGUCUACCACACUAUCUCCUCAAGUUGCCGUUAUCAUGAUACUGAAGCAGGUCCAGCUAACAGUUUUAAUAAUCAGGAAACAGAUGGAAAAGAGAAGGAUUUACACCCAGAUUACACAGUCUACGAAACUAUCGAGAACUAAGAUGAAGAUGAUGCAUGUAAUCCCAUUUACAAAAUAUUGCAUAUGGACAUUCUGACUUGCUUACAUAGCACUGAUUCUACUUUCAAAUGACCAAAGUAGUUAAUUCUCUAUGAAUUCUAAAUGAUGAUGUACAAUAUUGUUUAAAAAUGCAAAAAUAUACA